GUACAAAAUUAUUUGUAGACAUUAUUUGAAUUGAAAUCACUUUGAAUUGAAUUAAAACUAAUUGUAAAGCAAUUGAAAGUGAGUUUAGGACAAGUGUUGGCAUUCAUUGAAUCCAUUGGAAGACUUUGCGUCCAAAUCGGGGCCCAAAGAGUGGCUCAGAAGCGAUGGAAAGGGUUUCGAUUGGAAACGGAUUGUCGGGAAGUGUUGUACGAAAUGUAGUCAAUAAUACUGAAGGCAUUGAAUGCAUGGAAAGCAAUGACAACAACGAAAACAACGCUUUGAAUGCAAACCAAUCGUCAGAUUAUUGUUUUGUUUGCAAAACACUCUUCGAUAGGAAUCUGAAGAAAAGCCGCCGAAGAAUACUGCGAGAGAGGGAUGACUUGGUGUCACCCCUGCUAUGGCUGCUGUGGUGGGCGCAGAGGACGGGCGUCUGGUUCUCCAACCACGACAUGCACCUCAACGCCGGUCCACUCACUCAUGAGGUGACCCAACACUUGCAACAGCUGUUCGCGUGUCGCAAGUGCUUCGAGCGGGUGAUCAAACUCGAGAGGGAUGUCCACAACUUCGAGACCGAAAUGAAUCACAUGUUGGACCAGAGCUGCGAUUCGCUCCUCGAGUUGAAUGUGAUUCGCGGCGACGAACAGAGAGUCAAAGAAUUGAAGUCCGAAAUACAGCUCAAGACUGAAGACAGUCUGAAGACGAAAAAAGUCAGAAAAAUUAUUUCUAAGAAAAAACCCAAUGUUUUGAUCAAAAAGCAGAAGAAGAAGACAAUAAUUCCAUCGACACAUUCAUCACAACCACAACAACACAUCCAAAAGACUAAACAGAUUCUAGUAUUAGCCAAAGGACAGGAAGGAGAGGGACAGCAACUGCUGGUUCUUCAGGUGCCCGCCAAUGACAACGACGGCGACGACAGCCAAUCUUCUGGUAAUCAAUUAAUUGAAUACAACCCUAAUGUCGACCAUCACUACCAUAACGACGAAAACGGAGCCGUUUUUCUAAGUUCUAACGCAAUUCCUGUGACCACUUGUGUGACCGUAACCUCUGAUGACCAGCUUCUGGAGGUUCAGUUGGAACAGAACGAUGACAAUGAAAUGGACGAGAGUUGUGACGAGAGGGCUGAAGAGCUCGAAGAAGUUCGAGCCGAUGAUCGCGAAGACAUUGAGAUGAGAGAAGAGGAUGAGACGAACGAAGCGAUUACUACUAUUCCC
This is a messenger RNA of Medioppia subpectinata, 1211 nucleotides long. Lineage: Eukaryota; Metazoa; Arthropoda; Arachnida; Sarcoptiformes; Oppiidae. The record is from the annotation of a GenBank genome assembly.